Messenger RNA from Alosa alosa (allis shad), 4774 nucleotides. RefSeq lists its product as uncharacterized. The transcript has 9 exons. The coding region runs from base 3449 to 4510 and encodes 353 amino acids. NCBI's taxonomy places the organism in Eukaryota, Metazoa, Chordata, Actinopteri, Clupeiformes, Clupeidae. The record is from RefSeq and is a predicted model, not a curated record.
GUUAAACUUUUUACAGUGAAGGUUUCUUUUACAGAGUUCCUGCAGUAACAACUUAGCCCUCAUGCUGAAUAGAGCAAGGAAGCCCAAUGGGUCGUAGAGGGAGCUAACCACUGAAAGAAUUCCUCUUCUCGUCUGUGGUUGCUCUCGUGCGGAGGCCUUAAAUCCAAAUUGGUCAGUCUCAACGUUCCACUGUAGUCCUAAUGUGCGUUCAACAGGAAGUUGAUCUGUAUCCAAAUCCAGCUCCAUCAUGUCUUUUGCUCUGUGGCCUUCGCUGACAGAGCGCAACACUGCACGACUAUUGCUGACCCACUUGGACAGAGUGAAUCCUCCUUUCUGACAAAGUGCCGUUAAAUCCUGGAUCAUUUUCCUAGCUUCCCCUUCUGAGGCCAUUGAACGGAGGCAAUCAUCAACAUAAAAGUUGUUUUUCACUGUACUCACAACCUCUGGAGGGAAGUGUUCUGCGUUGUCAUCUGCAGUUCUCCUCAAGGCAUAAUUGGCACAGCUUGGUGAUGAUGCAGCUCCAAAUAGAUGUACCUUCAUGCGGUAUUCCUGCGGAGCCUGUGCAGUGUCACCACCUGGCCACCAGAGGAAACGGAGAAAGUUGACGUGCUUAUUUGAGACAUGAACCUGGUGAAACAUAGAUUGGAUAUCAGCCAUUAUUGCAAUAGGUUCCUGCCUAAAUCGGACAAAAACUCCAAUGAGGCUGUUGGUGAGAUCAGGCCCUUGCAAAAGCUGACUAUUGAGUGAUGUUCCUUUGUAUGAGGCUGCACAGUCAAAAACCACUCUUAACUUGCCCUUCUGAGGAUGAUACACCCCGUGGUGAGGGAUAUACCACACUUUCCCAUUGCUCUGUGUCAGCUGGUCAAGAGGAACUGGCUCAGCAUGUCUCUGUGUUAUUAUUUCAUUUAGGAACGUGGUGUAUUCCUCCUUAAAAACACUGUUCUUGUCAAACUUUCUUUUCAGGCUACAUAAGCGCUGCUCUGCUAUAUAACGAUUAUCUGGCAGGGUUACAUUUUCCUUUCUGAAUGGCAGGUCAAUGCAGUAAUGACCUCCAAUUAGUUUUGCUGUGCUACUGACAAUAUCCAUGAACUUAAUAUCUUCUCUGGACAUUUCAAUCUGCUCUUCUGAUGAUUUCUCAUUAAAGUCAUGCUGAUACUGUUUUACAAGCAUUUCUUGCAGGUGUGAUGUGGUUUGCUGUUACAGCAGCGUAGCCACUCUUACCUCUACAGCUUCCACCAUGAAGAGGACCAUUAACGACCCAGCCAACCCUGGUUCUGACAGCGUAUGGGCCUUCAUUUAUGCUAUUUAUCACUUCCCACGGCUCCAAAACCUUAGGGGCGUCAGUUCCAAUAAGCAGAUCAACAUCUGCAUGAAUGUCAUGAAGUAUUACAUCUUUCAAAUAUGGCCAUGGAUCAAUAUCUGCUUGUCGUGGAAUAUUAAGUGUAGACACAGGUAGUUCUUUGAGUCAAAACAUCAGGAAGCUCUAUGAAAUCUUCAACACCCACACCAGACACUUCAAGACCUGACAAAACAUGAGCAUUCACAACCUUUCGUUGGCCCAUUGUUCUCAACAGAAUGCUUGUCUUUUUACCUCUCAAAUUCAGCCUUUUCGCCAUGGUUUCUGUACAGAAUGUGCCGGAACUGCCAGGAUCCAGGAAGGCAUAUGUCUGCAUGGUCUUACACAGUAAAAUUCUCAGAGUUAUUUUCCCAGUGUAAAGCAAAAGUGUUAAAAUACAGAGUUGAAACUACACUGAAAACAGUUAAAUUAAAUGUUAAGGAGUCAAUUUUGAAAGGGAGUUGGUGUCAUUGGCCAGUGUUUGGGACUCAACUCCUACAGUGUUAUGAAACCACGCUUCUCCUAACGUGACCUCAUGGAUUUCAGCAAGGUGCAGAGACGUCAUCUUUCUUUUCCAUGGAAUGUGAAUAUAUGGUAAGUCAUGCUCUGCUUUAUAGUUGUACAAAUAUGUCCAAAUAAUUGUUUUCUCUUUCUUUUAACCUACGACUGAAGACUCAAUAUUGUUAGUUGACUAGGUGUAUGUUAGCGAUGAUGCAGCUAACUGAACUAACUGAUAAAAUGUUAGCUGUCGCUAGCUAGCUAACAACAGGCUGGUUCUGGUUAAACGUAGUAAUAUAAGCCAGCAUUUUAGCGAAUUUGUGAGUAGUCAAUGGUCUUUGUCGGAUAAAAAAGGUAUUGGAUCACUAAUAAUCUAGCCCUCUCGUGUAUUUGUAGUCAUAUGUGCCUUUCUUAUGUUUGUUUUUUAUUCUGUAGCAGCUAGUGUCUGUGGCAGAUUCAGGAGUCUGAAGUUGCUAACAUUAAAUUUGAUUGACUAACGAAAUUCUUGUAGACAUGGGCAGUCAUUCCUAGACAAAUGAAUGAUCCAAUAGAAGACAACAUUUUCGAAUUAGUUUUUUUUGUAGUUCAUGCCUGCACUAAAAUGCCAACAGAUUGGCAUUCAGUUACGAUAGAAGAAUAGCCAACUUAGCAAGUCAACUGCAGUGGCAGUGGAAAGGGGAGCGAAAGGGAGAGAGAUUAUGUAUGUGCGCCGCGCGAGUGAAAGGGUGCAAAGCGAGCCUUCUGAUUUUAUCGUCAUCGUCAAGUUUGCAAUGUUAAGUAAGAUGCCAUAUAGAUAGAAUUUAUAAUGUUAUACAGCUAUUGACAAUGCAUCAUGCAAACCAUAAGUUAUGUUCUAUUUUGCAAGACAGCAUCAGCUCUGUUUUUUAAAUAAAAUGUGCAGUGAUCUAGAUUUGAGAUCUAAAUUGUUCCUUGGAAUGCUCUGGUCAAUUUCUGCUAUACUUUUUCUGUUUGCAGUACUGGAUAAUUAUCUUGACAGUUAUCAUUGUCAUAAUUACCCUAAUAACAACUCUGUCAGUGUUGUGGAUUUUCUUGUGUCAUUCCUAGCUUGGAGAAUGCUUGUGAAAGUAAAGUACAGAGAAAAGCAGAAAUAUGUCAAGGUUACUAACAGUGAUGGGACCUGUGACUACCAGCAGUUCCACCAAGCAGAUUCUUCUGGGACAGAAGUGGACCCGACAUCUUUUCUGAACUGUUGAAGAAGGGGGAGGAUUUGUUCAAGGUGUUUGUGAAUGAUAGUAAGUAAUUGUAAUGUAAUGCAGGAAUGUCAUAUUUUUCUAUUGUGGAAGUUUGGAAGUUUUAAAUAUGCAUUGUUCUUCACAUUUUUUGCUUAUUGUGGUGAUUCAAGUUAAAGAAAACUCAAGAUUUAAGAUACAAGAUUUAGAUUUAGAGGAUAUUUCAGUGUCUUCUGAAGCAUCAUACCCCUCAGAUGCCUCCACUGUGUGAGACUCCAAACAAGAAAAUUAGAAGGGAUGACCAGAGUCACAGAGAAGCAGUCAAAAAUAAAGCCAGGGGGGGAAGAUUUUUCAAGAGUACACUAAAACUAAGUCACUGUCAGAUGGAACCAGGAGACAGCUUGUGAAUAUCUUGGUUGCUGACAUGGUGGAGGUGCAUGGAUGGAUCCCUUCCCAAGCUGUUCGAGUGAUGUAUGCCCAAGGCAUUGUGGCCUUGUUCCCAUAUCUUGAGGACCCAUUGUCGAAGCAUGGAUAUGAACACUUUUAUGAUGCAGCAUCAGGCUCUGGGUACAUUGCAUGGCGUCUUAAGACUGUACAACGAAGCCUAUCUGAUGGCUCAAGGUCUCGGGUAGCAGUGGAACAAUGCAAUGGUGAUCCAAAGGCUGCAAGAGACUCAGCUUCUACCGUACAACAGUUGACUGACCAAGAGUGCGAAGAGGCAAUAUCUGUGAUGAAUCAUUCUUCCGAUGAAGCACUGGUUAUGGAAAAAAUGAAGGCCACUUUUGAACACAGACAGAAACUUGUCCGUGAUCCUGACAAGUCAGUAGAUGUUCUGGACACCUUCCCAAGAUUUCUUGACAUACCUGGCCUUAUCGAGCAGGACUUUCUGAUGCUUUUUGGAGAAGAGGCAUCAGGGAAGUUCUUAGCCAGAUGGCCAACGUUUUUCAGACCACACAUCACUGAAGAUGCUAAGGGGCUAGAACCAACUCUACAUGUUGAGGAGCUCCUUAGGUCUGCACAAGGAAAUGAUGGUGGAUGGGACUGUGACAUUGCUUCACUGUGCUUGCUGCUGCAUCUCAUUCCUCCAACAUCUAAGGGUCACAGGAAGUCUGUGAAAAUCAGUGCCCUCCAAGCAGAGGACUACUUGGUGAGGUAUCUGCAGGUUGGUGCAAGCAUUCAAAUCUUCUUGACCAGUCUCGAACCGUCUCAGCCCUUUCUGCUCUGCAUUGCCGAACAGAAGAACAAGAUCCAGAAGUUCUACAUCAUCGUAGAUAGCAAGGCAAUUCCAUGCAGAGCACAGACGUCAGUAGCAGCAUUUGACGAGCUGUUCAAAACACACUUUGUUUUUGGAACGUCAUAUAGUGAGGCACUUGAUGGUUUUUACACUUUCAUACAAACAGCUGUGUACAACAUCGAUGUUGGUAUGGUCAGAGAAAAGCCAAGAGUGAGGGAACUUAGGGCCAGGUUUCUAAAUUUGAAGAAGUAAUAGUACAUAAGUUAUGUUUACUUGUUUUGUUUGCAAAAAUGCACAUAUAACUAAAGAUAAAAAGUAAAGAUAACUGUGCUUAUCUUGUUCUUUGUGAAGUUGUGACUUUGAGGUUUUAUGACCAUUUUGGUGCAUUUUUGACAAGCAAUUGUUUUACAAUUUUACAAUUCUGAUGAAAACAUUUACUUGGUCCCCCAUUGCCACCUGUGCUGUAAUAUUUUGUACUGGUAUUAGAUUCUGCAAUAAAAUCUCUGCAAGAGUUCA